AUGCUGGCCAUGACACAUACCGCACACGUGCGUUCUCAGAACUCAGAACCUCAAACACUGAGAACACCCUUCUCGACUCCUUCCAAGACAACAUAUCCCCGUCCAUUAUCCGAGACUACCGAGAUUUAUGAAACCGAUCUCGAGGAUGAUGAGAGUUUGUUCGAAGAGAACUCACCAAAACCUAGCUUCGAUUCGUUCGACAGCAGGAGAAGGAGUGAAACCACGAUCUCAUCUUUCGAAGAGGCCUUGACGCCCCGCUCUGAUGUACAGUUUGAUCAACAUGGUCCUUUCCCAAGCCAUGGCAAGUCAGUGGAAGGGCCAAAAGGUCCUCAUCUCUUCCGCGCGUCUCAUCUAUCUGCCGAGUCUGCUUUCGACUAUGCUUUACAGAUGUCGCCACUUUUUCCGAUAACAAUGAAGUUGCCGCCAAAGACUGACCCUAUUACCCCUCAAGAAUUCGCCUUCUCACCCCAAGACUUGUAUGUCCCAGGUCUUGAUGCAGUGCUCCAGUCUCCUUCCCCAUAUAGUGUGGAGAGAUGGUCAACAGAAGAUGUCUUGGAUUGGAUGCUAGAGACUGGCCUACCGCAUGAGGUUGUCGACAAGUUUGAGAAACACGACAUCAACGGCACAAUUCUGAUGGAGCUGAAGUUCGAGAAUCUGAAGGAACUCGAGAUCGAGUCUUUCGGCAAACGGCACCAACUCUGGAAUGCUAUACAAAAUCUCAAAGGUGGUGAGCGUGGCCCAAGUCCAGUACCCACCCCGUUCCAGGACAUCUCUCGCCCCCCGACAAAUAUCAGAUCAAGGUCAGAUGGCGACAUUCCUCGAGACAUGUUACCUUCUCUUUCACUGGAAGAGGAUGCCACUCCAAUCACUCCCGUCCGUCACAAGAAGCGACGCGGUCGAAAGAACAGGCAACACGAUGAUUUGGUCACUCCUGCGGAGUCGGUCUCGAUUGUUGCCAUUGAACAACUGAUGCCCAGAGAGCACAACUGCGCUAAGGGUGAAAACUGUUCCAAGUGGCGCAAGCAGCAGAGAUUGUUUGCUCGGAUCCGGGAGCAGCAAGGCUAUCCUAUCAGCCCUGAUCAUGGUGGUCAUAUCCUCAUCACGGGCGAUCCUGGCAAUGCCUCCACUGCUUACAGAGUCGUGGACAACGUAUACCGUCAGCAAGAGGCCUCACCUCAAACCACAACUCAAUCAUCUCGACCUGUUUCGGAGACCAUGCCGCCAUCCAUUGUGGCUUCCUCUGAUUUGCUUGGUCCUGGUCAGCUUCCAGCUUUUGCCCUUCACGAAAACAUGCUGGCCAGACUUCAGAUCAGAGACCCUCAAGAGAACGUCAAGCAAUUCCUCAACUUCCAACAUGUCGGUCAGCCGCAAGUGGAAGCUCCACCCACGCCUCCUGUCGAUACUUUUCCUGCUAACGAAUACGAGAUGUUUCCUACCACACACCAACAAGCCUAUCCUUCUCUGCAACGUCCAUCGCUGACUCAAGAGCCACACGAAAACCUCAAGCAUCUGCCCAAACUGUCUAUCCCUCGCUCUGCCAGUGCUAACCCCUGGCUAGGCAAGCCAAAUGUCUUCUCCCCUGCAGACACUGUCAUGUCUCCCUGUCGCAGUGCGAUUGUUUCCCCUGGAAACCACCACGUCUAUCGCUACGGUACGCCAGCCUCAGAGAUGGACGUCCCCGUCACUGCCAUUCCCAUCGGUCCCAUCUCCCGCGAUACUAGCCAGUCCGUCCCACCCAACAUGCAAUACCGCUCGCACAGCCGCCCUGCCUUCAACCGCAAUCCCUCCUCUCAGCUGCCCGCCUUGGACGAAGACACCGUCUUCUCUCCCAUCUCGGCCAUCCAACGCACCCCGAGCAAACUCAUCCACGUCGUCGACAAGGAUAAGCAAAAAGAGAUGAAGAAAGCACACAUGCAAGCCACAUACGGCAACUCAGUCUCCCACACUGGCUACAUGAAGAAGCGCAAGAACAAGCUGUUGCAUCACGAAUGGCAGAAUGCGCAUUUCCGUCUUCACGGCACACAGUUAGCCAUGCAUGAGAACAACCGAUUGUCAGCUCUCAUGCUCGACACUAUCAACGUGGACGACUAUUCAGUGGCUUGUGCAUCCCUACCCUCCAACAACAAGAUCAUGGCCGCUCUCAAGAACCUCAAGCUCGGCGGAGACAAGAAGAGUGAUGCUGCUGCUGCUGGAGCAUUUGCCUUUCAACUUGUCCCUAGUGCUGGCGAUAGAGUCAAGUCUGCGAGCGGCAAGACUCAUCACUUCGCUGUGGGGAACAGCAGUGAGAGAAUUGAUUGGAUGAGGGAGUUGAUGCUGGCCAAGGCGUUGAGGCAGAAGCAAAGUGGGUUUGUGGUUGAGCAUAACGGUGAGAAGGCUUGA
This is a messenger RNA of Aureobasidium namibiae CBS 147.97, 2379 nucleotides long. RefSeq lists its product as uncharacterized. The record is from RefSeq and is a predicted model, not a curated record. The transcript is spliced from 3 exons. NCBI's taxonomy places the organism in Eukaryota, Fungi, Ascomycota, Dothideomycetes, Dothideales, Saccotheciaceae. Gene Ontology annotation, molecular function: protein binding. The coding region runs from base 1 to 2379 and encodes 792 amino acids.